AGACAAAUCUAUAAUUCUGGACGACCGAGAGUUGGAGUAGGUGAAGUGGGUGGUAUGGGUCGCUCUUAUUGCUGCGGUGGUUAUUAUGACUACGGAUCUGGCACGUACGGUGGAUAUGGCCGCGGAUGGAGAGGAUACAUGCACAAAUACGGUGGUGGCGAGAAUAACAACUGCGGCGGUACCAAUAUUGGAAGCAUAAACUCUGAGAACAUAAAGAGGAACAGGUGA
Anisakis simplex (herring worm) is the source of this 228-nucleotide messenger RNA. Lineage: Eukaryota; Metazoa; Nematoda; Chromadorea; Rhabditida; Anisakidae. The record is from the annotation of a GenBank genome assembly.